Molecule: messenger RNA, 7488 nt
Organism: Polypterus senegalus (gray bichir)
Lineage: Eukaryota; Metazoa; Chordata; Cladistia; Polypteriformes; Polypteridae
Product: calmin-like
Exons: 13
Coding region: 346-3288 (980 amino acids)
Biological process (GO): nuclear migration
Cellular component (GO): meiotic nuclear membrane microtubule tethering complex; cytoplasm; nuclear outer membrane
Molecular function (GO): actin filament binding
Source: RefSeq, a predicted model, not a curated record
AGACAGAAGGCGUUUGUUGGAGGCGGGCACGCGGACUGGCAGGCGGGCGUAGCUUUUCCUGUAAAUCUUAACCAGGUGCUUCUUUUUCGCUCUUUUGGCCGGUGGUGGCGUCACACGGAAAAGUAACUUCCCAACGAGAGCACAAUGCGAGACUGACUGACUGAGAGCGAGCGAGCGAUCUUCUUUCCCGGGGUUAAGCGUGCGAUAACAAGCCGGAGCUGAGCUGGAGCGCGAUUAUAAACCUCCAGAACCUGUCGGACGCGAAAAGUGGAUUUUCACUUCCUUCCAGGGAAUUUUCUCUUGUCAUUGUCCAUUUUUGUCGGAACAGCUUUCGUCGGGGUCUCGAUGGCAGGACACGAAUGGGACGACUGGUUUGAACGGGAGGAAUUUAUCGGGCAGAUCAGCGACAUCCGAGUUCACAAUCUACAAGUGGAAAGAGAAAUUGUACAGAAGAGAACUUUUACAAGGUGGAUGAACUUAUAUCUGGAACGAUGCAAUCCACCUCUGUCUGUGACGGAUUUAUUUCUUGACAUCCAAGAUGGAAAGAUCUUAAUGGCUUUAGUAGAAGAGCUUUCAGGCUGUAAACUGCUUCAUGAGUACAAGCACUCGCUGCACCGGAUCUUUCGGCUCAACAAUAUAGCAAAAGUCCUAAAUUUCUUGGAGAAAAGAAAUGUGAAGCUGGUUAGUAUUGAUGCUGCUGAUAUUGCCGAUGGAAAUCCUUCCAUUGUGCUUGGACUAGUAUGGAACAUAAUUCUUUUCUUUCAGAUCAAAGAACUCACAGGCAAUAUCAAGAAUAAAUUUUCCUCCUCCUCCUCCAGCCUCUCAUCUUUACAAAACAGCACUGAUUCAGAAUCAUCUUACCCCAGCACUCCCACCGAAGAAAAACGGUUGUCUGUGUCAAUAAAGGAUCAAAGAAAAGCCAUUAAGACUCUUCUGCAGUGGGUUCAGAAACGAACAAGAAAAUAUGGAGUAGCUGUUCAAGAUUUUGGUAAGAGCUGGAAGAGUGGUUUAGCAUUUCUAGCUAUCAUUAAAGCUAUAGACUCCAGCCUAGUAGACGUGAAGGAAGCACUUUGUAAACCACCAAGGGAAAACCUAGAAGAUGCUUUCAGAAUUGCCAAGGAUAGCCUGGGUAUUCCUCGACUUCUAGAGCCAGAAGAUGUAAUGAUCAAUACACCAGAUGAACAGUCCAUUAUGACAUAUGUGUCCCAGUUUCUUGAACAUUUUCCAGAGCUUGAAGAUGAUGAAGUAUCUGAAGUUCUGCAGAAGUCUCUCUCUCUUGUUAAUCCUGAAUCUGUUGUAGAUGAAGAAAGGAUGAAUGGACUCAGUCAAAAUCCUGAGCGUCCCUAUGUUGUUCGAAAUGACUGGAUCCCUCCUCCACCCAAGAUUUUAAUAUCAUCUAUGUCAGAUGACAUCAAACAGGCCUCCUUUCCUACAUGUCAGACUCCAGAUGAGGAACAUUUUAAUUUCUGGCCAAGUGAAGAAGACACAUCAGGCAAUAUUCCCAUUGCGACUGAAUUAAGAAAUCGCUCUGAUUUGUUCCUAGAACUUGAAAAACAGGCUCCUGUCCCUGUGUGUGGUGCAUUCUCAAGCGAAACUUCUCCUAUAUGUUCUGCAGAAAAUUCGUCUGACAUCGAUGUUGAGUGGAAUGGCAUAGAUCAGCAACAAUAUGGAGACGGUGAAUGCAGCAGUAAUGUUAGUCCAUUAAAUGAACUGCAUAUGCCAUAUGUUGAGAUAGAACAAUGUAGGACUGAUGACCAAGUAACAAACAGCACAAGUACAAAGGAACCUGACAACUCAGUUGAUUUUGUUACAUACAAAAGUCAUUUUAAGGACUCUCAUGAUUAUGAAGAAACAUAUGAAAUGUCCAAUAUAAUGAGGAACAAACUGCCUUCUGAAGAAGAUGAGGCAUACAAAUAUAUUUUGGAGCUGAGCACAGAGAAAGCACUGCAGAAUGGAUCACCAGAGUUUUGUGAUGAACAGGACCAUCCAUGUAUAAAAGAUCAGACAAUCCAUCCCACCAAGGACAUUUUGAUUUCAGAACAAUCAGCUGAAGAUAAAAUCAUUGUUAGACAAACUGCUUCUGAUAUAUCCACAUUCUCUGAGGAAUCUUGCACAUUUAUGCUAAAACCUCUACAAAGUGUUGAAAGUACUGGUGCGAUUGCUAAAGAAACCCACAAUGAUAAAGAACCUAUGACCACACCUUCAGGACAAGCUUCAUUGAAUAAUAUUAAUCAAGAUGAAAUUGAAGGCAAAACCAGGAGCUCCUCGGUGUCUGUCAUACCAUUAGACUUAGUCUACUACCCACAUUAUGAUGUUGCAAUCUCCGAUGUCAUAAAAGCUUUUUCAGAGCCAACUAUUGACUUGAACCUUCCCAAAGAUAAAAACCACAAUCUUGCAGGUGACCUAGCAUCAGAUAUUUCGGCUAACCAGAAUUCCAAAGAAGACGUACAAAUGAUGGUUCACUUUAAUAGGGUUUCAUCUCAAGAUGUGUCUCCAGGAGAGGAACAUAAUGAAACUGUGGAAUGUGAACAAUACACUGAAGAGACUGCUGGUGCUGAGCAAAUCUCUUCUGAUUUGAACUCUACAUCAGCUCAAGCUUUAGUGGAAGUGGAUCCAGGAGCCUCAAUAGUCAAGUCAUCUAGUGACGAAUUUGAACUUUUGGAAAGUAAUAGGCAUGUAGAUAAUGAAACACUUGAAGAAAUUACUUACCAAAGCAUAAGCCUGCAUGACCAAGCAAACAUAAAAGAAGAUUUUCAGGUUUCUGAGAAGGAAUAUUGGGGCACGCAACUGUCUAUCAGUAAGUCAAAUUGUGCAGUGGACACAAUGGAAGAAGAGCUGCGUAUAAAAAAUGAGGAAAUGGAUUUGGAGUAUACAGAGAAUGGAAGCACUUCUCUUGUGGAACACGAUGACAGUGAGGAACAUCCAAAGGACAUACCUGAAGGAUUGGAGUCAUCAUUUACUGAAAGCUUUCCUCUUCACAAAGAAGUCUACAGAAAACAUCUGGAGUUUGGAGAUUUCAAGGCACCCAGAAAUGAAGUCACUGAAGUACUUCCAGAAUUUGAUGAAAAUAUACCUGGCGACAUCAGAUGGAGACCCCUCAAUGGACAGACCUCUGCAGAAAAGGAAAGGCAGCACACUGAAGAACCUGAGAGUGGAGCCAAUUCUGUGUCGAUAUAUCUGCUUGUCUUCUUAUGGAUGCUGGUCUACUGCCUUAUCAUCAUUCCAAAAGUGAACUUUGAAGCGCUGCCAUUUGAUUUCUUAGCACCCAAAAGUGGACACUAUAAAUGACCAGCCAUGUUUGAUAUUUUGUUUUUUUUUUAAGAGUCCCUUUUUUAUUGAAUCGCAGAAGGAGAUUAAGAUUCUUAAGAUUCUUAGCCUAUGCAGCUCACGUAGACCUGGCACAGUCACUGAUACCCCCAACGAAGACAAAACAUUCCACAACUAUGCAAUGAAGUUCUUGAAUGUUUGGAGCACAACAUCUACCCAAUUAUUGUGCAAAAUAGUCUAAACUCUCAAAAAGCCGUGUAAAAUAAGACUUGCCAUUGAGGUCUGUACUAAGGGUCCAUUAAUGGGAUUUGAUUUUUUUUUUAAUAAUAAUUUGCCUGUUACGGUUCAUCAGUGACAUGUGGCCUGAUCUCUCUCGCUCAGUGGCUCUUGUCGCAUAAUUUCCAGAAGAGACUUUGAGCCUUGCUUGAUUAAUAGUGUUGUUGUAAAGAUGUAAAGAGUUAUAUACAAAUGUUAUAGUGUGCUCUAUUACAAGAAUGAAACAAUAUUUGUGUAAAUUUAAUAAUGUGUUUUUCUCUAAAUUUAUAGCUUUAUUUAUGGUAUUUUCACAUUCUAAUGUCAAACUUUAGCAUGUAUCUGAAGUUUUCAAUUUGACAAAAGUUAUGAUGCAAUUUUUUUGGCAUUUGAAAGAUGAUUUGUUUCUAGGUUUGCAGUUUUAUGAUAAAUUCUCAGUAGAAUUUGGGGUUCACUUUGGUGGAUGCCAAAAUUGUUGUGGAAACACGCAUUGGUUUUUGUAAUACAAAGAAAACAAAACCAGUUUUGUGGUGGGUUGCAGUGCAUUUACCAGUAAUCUUGAGAAAAUCAGGACAAAAUUAUCUGAUAUUUGCCAAAUGCAGUAAACGUUCAGAGGUAAUUCUGCCAUUUUAUAGUAUUUUUAAAAACUAAGUAUUGGAGAGCUCAAAAAGCACAAACCUAAGCAACAGGAGAGAACUGCCAAAGAACUACAAAGCAGUUUUAUUGUCGACUGGACGCUUCUUCUUGAAUCUUUUUAACAUUUUUCAUUUUUAGGCUUUUCAGUUUUUAGAGGUUUUUAUUUUAAAUAGUUUGCAAGGUGUAUUUUAUUUCAAAGAACUCACAGCUACAUUUAAGAGACAGCAUCGAUAGAAUUAUCAGGUAACUUGUCAUUCAGCAUUUGCACCUUUUCGAGUCUAACAUUACAUUUUAUAUAUAUAUAUAUAGAGAGAGAGAGAGUAUGUCAGCGUGCUUUAUAUAAAUAGGCAGAUCUUAAGUGCUUAAUGGGUAAGUGAAGUCAAAGUUAUAUAGAAACACUAAUCACUUUUUAUGACAAGUGUCUGAGAAUCACAGAAUUACUUUUGCUUUAUACUUUAUAUUCUCAAUGGCAUGCUGGGCAAUGAGAGUCCUCGCCACCAGCUUUGUUCAUUAUAGUUUUAUUUUGUCUUUUAUAAUGUAUAUAGAGUAGCUGAAAGUUCAUUUUAUUUAUAUUUUGGGGUACUUAACAUAAUGAUUUUGUAUCAGAUUUGUGAAGAAAGUGGUAUAGUUUUUGCCUUAAAUUCAUUUUUGUACCGUAAUGGCUCUUGCAAAAAUACUAAUGGAAUUUUAUUCUGAAGCGUUAAUAUCCUGCCAUUUGGCCAGCUUUUGACAACUUAUUUAUUUAUUUAUUUUUUAUUUGCCACUUCUUACACAAUAUUGCUGUUAACAGUGUAUUGAUAUUGCAGACUGUCCUGUAUUCAUCUGUUCAGCCGAAUUUUACUGGAAACAUAAUUCUAGAAAUUAAACUGGUGGCUUUACACAAAUUCUUUAACUGUAGUAUAUAUAAUAUUAUAUUUUGGUGUAAUUCCUUGAAUAAUGUAUUUUUUGUAAAACUUGUACACGGUAGAAAACUCUAUUUUUUCUGUUUUUGUAAAUGAAUACGUGAUGCACAUAUACACAUACUGUAAAUGAGUGUACUGUAGUUAACGGAAGCCAUGACAAUAUCGUGACAACUCGGACUAGAAUGAAGGCGACGUCAAUCACUUCUUUUAAGAUCUAAAGCGUUGCGCUAUAAAAUCACUUUCUGUUUUGGAUUUUGCAGUGUAAAGAUAAUUUUAUGUCCUUAAGACUGUCUCUGUGUCUAAUAAUACUGCUCAGCUUUAUCGAAAUUUCAGAAUUCUUUGUUUUGCAUUGCUCUGAACGUAACUGCCCAUUAUUUGUAACAGUUUAUGAAGGUGGGAACCAUCUUUAAUGAACAGGAUUCUUAACCGAAGAUGAAACGUAAAGGUAAACUCAUUUCUAUGUGUAAAAAUAACAAGAAGGGUGGAGACACUAGUGAAAACGCAGCUGUACGUAAAUGAACGUUUCUUUACUUUGUUUUCCAACACGAGGUGUUUGCUAUAGUAUGGUAUUCCAGCUUUACUGUCUGAAGGAUAAUUCAAAUUAACAGUUGGAUGGCACAGUUAAGAUUGAUGACUGAAAAUGAAAAGGCAUGUUGACUGUUGCAGCCUUAGUUUAAUUGUGAUUUUACAUUUCUGGUUGCUACUUUCUAAAAAUAAAAAACUGCUUUCUGGACAAUCACUAUCACCUUCUAACCCAUGAUUCCACUCAUUUCCAGAUAUUAAAACCUUUUAUUUGGUAAUGGUAGUGUGAAUUCAUUCUUUAUACUGUACUAUGAGGACAAACAGGACAAGUUCAAGUGUUGGGGUCUCCAGGGAGGUCUCCAUUUAAUUAGCAGCAAUGCUAAGAUUCAGAAACAAAAGAAAGGCAAAAGAAAGCAUGCUCUCGUUUAGCGGUCGUGACUGAAGUCGUGUCUGCCUCUAGCAUUUGCACUCCGGGUAACGAACGUUUCUUUAAUAACGGAUGGGGCGGGGCUUCCAAGGCGUUGUCUUCAGCUGGCCCUUCCUCCACUCUAAGGAUGGUAGAGAAGAAGAGGUUAGUCGCCGUGUCCCCCUCUUACUUGUCUCCCAGUUCACCUCAUGAGCUGAGCCUCCUCCAUGCUCCUGCAGUCCUGUACUGUCCGUAGAUGACAAUACCUUAAGUCAACCGGCACCAUUUUCUGUUUAGUGGUUUCUACUUUCGGGAGUUGGAUUUCUUUUUCUUAAGCCUUUCCAGCCUUCCUGACUCCUGAACACCACUCAGUAUGCCGUGAUCUGAUCUGCAUAACUCUGUAUCUGUGAAACAGGGUCUCUCAUGCCAGUCACAGCAUUUAGUAGGACAUUUAUCUCGACGGACUUGAAAUGCACGCAGUAUGAUGUAAUACUGCCGAAAGAGAGCUCAAGCAUUUCACUGUAGUAGUGUGUCCCUGUGCACUUGUAAUGAAGCACUAGAAAUGGUGAUUUGCAGCUCUACGUCAAGCAUGUCCACCCAGUGCUUUAAUCUGCCAAAUGACUGGGCUGAGCUGAACUCUUCCUGGAAAAAAAGAACGUUAAGACUGACAGGCGGCCUUCAAAUCUGUCUUAGCAACCCAAGGGGCACAGGCAUAAAGUUAAAUUAAGACACAACUACCAAGUUAAAGCACAUGCUGACUUUAUUGGAAGCGCCAUAAUAGCAUAAUAAUUAUCAUUUUUUGUUGAACCUUUGCUGACAACAAGCCCCCACGAUGGUAAGUGACAAGCUGCUUAAUAAUGCACUGGGGGCGCGGAUCACAAAUCUCCAGCAUCGAAUCGGCUCAAGGGAAUAGCCUGGGAGUAAGUUGGAAAACUGAUUGAUGUCAUCUUGAUCGUUUGCUGUGUACACCAGUGAAGUUUAUAGUAAAUGUAGUCAAAGAUAUUUUGGUGAAGAUUAAUUAGACAAUUGACACAGUUUUCCUUUUUUCAACACAUUUCCUUUUUUUCAGCUAUUUGCUACUAAGUUCUUGUUUGACUUUUUUUGAGGUGUUUAGUAUUUUUUAUAUAGUUUUUGCUUUAUACUUGCAAACUUUAAAGUAUCUUCUGGUUUAUUUUUUCAAAAUGUAACCAACAUGAGGUGGAUCUUCUGUUAUUAGAAUUACCAUAUGAUGAUGCAUUGUAAAUCUGUUGUAUUAGUAAUACUUUUAAUUACACUGAGACACCAAGCACUUCUCCUAAGUGGCAACUUUUAGUGUUUUUUAAUGUUUUAAACAUGUGAUAUGAUUGAUUGCUUCAGACUAGUGAAGGGCUUUCUGCGUGUAACAUGUACAGUGAUUGUAUUUUGUGGGAAGGCAGCGCAUUCAUUGUUGUAUACGAAAUAUCAAUCUUUACAGAUUACAUUUAAGUUUUAAACAGUUCAUUAAAUACUAACUUGUGCUAAAAA